AUGCAUGAACCCUUUAGCCUUCAUGCAACGGUGACGCAAAGGGUCAUUGAAUGUGCACGAUCGGCAUUGAAAGAAACACAUAACAAGAACCGCAACAACAUUCCUAUUGUUGUGACUCUUUGUCCUGUAAGACUAUCAGAGGAGGAAGCAGUACUUUCUGAUGAGUAUGAAGCUUUUGCAGAUUCCUUGGAUUUGCAGGUCUUCAGGCUGAUGGGUGCAAGCAAAGGAGCUAUUGAGGCAUUGGAGAAGGUUAAAUUUGAAGGUAAUUUUACAAGGCAGUGUGUAAUUUGUUUAGAAGAGAUUUUGGAUGGGUCGAAAGCUAGUCGAAUGCCUUGCUCCCAUGUGUAUCAUCAAGAUUGCAUCGUCAACUGGUUGGAGAAGAGCAAUCUUUGUCCACUUUGUCAAUUUCAAAUGCCUUCUUGA
Molecule: messenger RNA, 423 nt
Organism: Durio zibethinus
Lineage: Eukaryota; Viridiplantae; Streptophyta; Magnoliopsida; Malvales; Malvaceae
Source: RefSeq, a predicted model, not a curated record